Messenger RNA from Notolabrus celidotus (New Zealand spotty), 1785 nucleotides. RefSeq names its product visual system homeobox 2-like. Gene Ontology annotation, molecular function: DNA-binding transcription factor activity, RNA polymerase II-specific; sequence-specific double-stranded DNA binding. Gene Ontology annotation, biological process: regulation of transcription by RNA polymerase II. Gene Ontology annotation, cellular component: nucleus. The transcript is spliced from 5 exons. Lineage: Eukaryota; Metazoa; Chordata; Actinopteri; Labriformes; Labridae. The coding region runs from base 76 to 1263 and encodes 395 amino acids. The record is from RefSeq and is a predicted model, not a curated record.
CCUCAAGGUUUCUCCUGGGACUCUGGUUCAUAUUUUUUGAAGGGAGUAGAAAAGAAAGAGUGGAAACUUACCGCCAUGACAGGGAAAGAGGGAAUUGUGUUUUCAGACUCUGAGAACAAACAAAAAACAGCCUCGCACACCGGCGUUAACCACACGGGCUCCCAGCAGCUGGUCCCGGGGUGGAAGAUGGCCCCCGUGGUGCACCGGCGGACCGGCUUCGGGAUCCAGGAGCUGCUCGGCCUCAACAAGGAGCCGCCGGCGGCCCCGAGAAGACCACUCGAAGCUCUGCCGCACAGGGCGCACAUGUUGGCUGCCAGGUCGGCGCUCGGACACGGGGGUAUCGGAGUUGGGAUGGGUUUGCUGGGACCGGAGGGAAUACAUUCGUUUUACAGCCAGCCUGCGUUUUUGGAGGUGCUGUCAGAGGCGCAAAAUGUGCACCUGCAGCCGCUGCACAGGACGGCGCACAUGGACGUACAGAUGGAGACACAGCACUCCAACAGCUCCGAUUCGGACGACAUGAGUCCGUCCUCCUGUGAUCAGAAGUUCUCCAAGUCCUCCCUGAGUCAGAGCAAGAAGAGAAAGAAGAGGAGACACAGAACCAUUUUCACCUCCUAUCAGCUGGAGGAGCUGGAGAAAGCUUUUAAUGAAGCUCACUAUCCAGACGUGUACGCCCGAGAGAUGCUCUCCAUGAAAACUGAGCUACCAGAGGACAGAAUACAGGUGUGGUUUCAGAACCGAAGAGCUAAGUGGAGGAAGAGAGAGAAGUGUUGGGGUCGCAGCAGUGUCAUGGCAGAGUACGGCCUGUACGGAGCGAUGGUACGCCACUCCAUCCCACUGCCAGAGUCCAUCCUCAAGUCAGCCAAGGAGGGUGUCACCGACUCCUACGCCCCGUGGUUACUAGGUAUGCACAAGAAGUCAGUGGAAACUUCUCCUGGAAAACCCUGCAGCCUCACACCACCUUCACCUCAUUCAGCAGCAGCAGCAGCAGCAGCAGCAGCAGCAGCAGCAGCAGCAGCAGUAGAGGACAAACCAGAGGACAAUGUGAUGGAGGAAGAGACGGAGGAACAGAUGAAAGACUCACAGAUUUCUAAAGAGGAGCUGAGGGAGAACAGUAUCGCCGUGCUGCGAGCGAAGGCGCAGGAGCACAGUGCCAAGAUGCUCGGGACAGUUUCUGACAGAACAAACAGUCAGGGAGAACACAAAGAGGAGGCUGAGGACAAGGGGACGGAAAGGGACACAGAGGAGGUGAAGAAGAGGGACUGAAAGAGAGCACUGCAGGAUACAGAUGGAAGAAAUACCUGCAGAGAGGAGUUUGUGAACAUUUCACAGAGGCAGACAUCUUGUUUCAGUGGUUGAGUUGAAGCUUGGCACACGUGAAGACAGCCUGAUGAAAUUCUUCGAACCUGCAGAUCAAAUAUUGUAUUAUUUUAUCGUAAAAACAGGUUGUCAACCUCCACAGAUCUGUGACAUGGCAGCUACUUUACCCAACCAUAUGGAUUAAGAUGUUUGGAGGACUCAUGAGUAUCAAAAUGACUCCUCCCUACCUGCUCGAGAGGUGCUAAGAGGAGACAACUUUGACCUAUACCCCCCUCCCCCCCCUGUAAUUUCACCAUUGUAACUGAAAAGCCUUGUGAAAUGUUUCCAAGCCUCAAUCUUUGUUGUGUUUUUCCGCUGUCGCAGCUUUUAUGAUGUACAUACUGAAAAUAGACCCAUAGCAGAUGCUGUAUUAUAAUGUACAGUUCAUAUUAACUAUUUGUCUCUGUAUAAAUGUAACUGUAGCCUCAU